Staurois parvus is the source of this 537-nucleotide messenger RNA. The record is from the annotation of a GenBank genome assembly. Lineage: Eukaryota; Metazoa; Chordata; Amphibia; Anura; Ranidae.
CCCUCCCAAUCAUGUGAUUCAGGUGCUCCAAUCCCCUCCAUAUCAUGUGAUUCAGGUGUUCCAAUCCCCUCCAUAUCAUGUGAUUCAGGUGUUCCAAUCCCCUCCAUAUCAUGUGAUUCAGAUGUUCCAAUCCCCUCCAUAUCAUGUGAUUCAGGUGCUCCAAUCCCCUCCAUAUCAUGUGAUUCAGGUGUUCCAAUCCCCUCCCAGUCAUGUGAUUCAGGUGUUCCAAUCCCCUCCAGUCAUGUGAUUCAGGUGUUCCAAUCCUCUCCCAGUCAUGUGAUUCAGGUGUUCCAAUCCCCUCCAUAUCAUGUGAUUCAGGUGUUCCAAUCCCCUCCAUAUGUGAUUCAGGUGCUCCAAUCCCCUCCAUAUCAUGUGAUUCAGGUGCUCCAAUCCCCUCCAUAUCAUGUGAUUCAGGUGUUCCAAUCCCCUCCAUAUCAUGUGAUUCAGGUGUUCCAAUCCCCCUCCAUAUCAUGUGAUUCAGGUGCUCCAAUCCCCUCCAUAUCAUGUGAUUCAGGUGCUCCAAUCCCCUCCAUAUCA